UGAAGUUACUGUACGAGGAAGUAAUGUGUUACUGUACCAGCCUUUAGGUGAACAUACGAUCUUAAUGAGUAAAUCAUUACUUAGUUUUCAGCUUGAAGUCCUGUUUUGGAGCGACACUCACAGCUACAUGAAGAAAAUGAACAGGUCCCAUAUGGAUUUUUUUAACGGGCACUGUUUCUUUCACAUGUUCUUACUCUUGUUGUUGACCAUAACUUCUAUUAUGCCUGUUGUCAUAAAUCCAAAGGAAAUAGAAUCAUGUAGGCAUACUACAAUUAUCUUAAUAGGAGCAACUGGAGACUUGGCAAGAAAAUAUCUGUGGCAAGGGUUUUUUGAACUGUUCAUCAAGGAACAAGCUAGAUUAACUACUUUCACUUUUAUUGGUUGCGCUCGAUCUGACCAAGACAGUGGAGAGAUUAAACUGCAGAAGAUUUUGUUAGAUGUGGUUAGCUGUGAUGAUAUUUCCAACAUUUCUCCUGGUAACUGCCAAAUAUUGAAAAAAGAUUUCAUUAAACUUACUCAUUAUCAUAUGCUCAAAGGCGAAGAAAUGUAUGCAAGUCUUAAUGACAAGAUUGAAGUCUUUCAAAGGAAAGCUGCCAAGCAAGCGGAAGGAGUUGGCAUUGGUUUCAUAAGUGACCGUAUUUUCUACUUGUCCAUACCACCAUUUGCAUAUUUAGAUACUUCACGAAAUAUUCACAAGUUCUGCCGUCCUUCCACCCCGUACUCAGGGCUCCGCCUUGUUCUGGAGAAACCUUUUGGAAAAGAUUAUGCCAGUGCGAAAUUUAUGUCAGAUGAACUUGCAAAACAUUUCAGAGAGGAAGAAAUUUACAGAGUUGACCACUAUUUAGCCAAACCCAUUGCCAUGCAGGUAUUACCAGUAAGAACAAACAAUGUCCACCUGGAGAUGGUUUUGAAUCGAAAUCAUGUAGAAAAGGUCGAAGUGGUAUUAACAGAAACAUCAGAUGUGAAAGAUCGUCUUGAGUAUUAUGAUGAGUAUGGAGUAAUUCGUGAUAUCCUGCAAAAUCACUUGACUGAACUUCUGUUAUUGGUCACAAUGGAUUUACCAAAGAAUGCUACCAAUAAAGAAGAAAUUGAACAAAACAAAAUCAGGGUAUUGCAAAAAUUCCAGGCCCUGUCACCAGGUGAUAUUCUUCUUGGACAGUAUCAGAAUUAUGGAAGUGAAAUUCAAGAAGGGUUACAGAAAUCUGGCUCCACCCACUUGACUCCAACAUUUGCUGCUGUUCUCCUACGAAUCAACUCAAAAAGAUGGCAGGGGGUGCCAUUUGUUCUGAUGUCUGGUAAGAAGAUGGAUGAGAGGCACAGCUACAUAAGAAUUGUUUUCAAAGACAGAUCAUUUUGUCUCCCCUAUCACACCUGUAAAAACAGAAGCGAACUAAUUUUCAGUUUGUCUCAUGGGCCAGCCAAGAUCCCAUCCAUAUUACACACAUUAAAUCUACCCAUUUAUCUCCAGGAGGGUAUGUUCCAUGAGUUUUCUGAAAGUGACAUUGCAAACAAAAACUUAACUCAAUAUAGGGCCUUUUCUUUGAUCCAAAAUACCAAUGCAUAUGCCAGUGUGAUAUCUUCUGUAUUUCAUAGAGAUAGAACUGGUUUUAUAGGGACAGACCAUCUUCUUCAGUCUUGGAACUACUGGGGACAAGGAUUGUCAGUCUUAGGAGACAACUUACCAAAACUUUAUCCUGGUGGUAAAGGCUCAUUCCGCAAUCUUAGUUUUCAGUAUGAUUUCAAGCACAUAGAUUUCAAUGACCAGACAUUUUCUAAGUCAAACCAAAGGGUUGAUCUAAUCCUAUCAGAUGAAGACAUAAAUAUGGUGUCUCAUAACAUGGCCCAAAUUCCAGACACUUUCUUAGGGAAUACUCUGGUGAGUGCUUCAACAGAUUCCUUAAUACAAAGACUUGUAGAGGAUCUGGCAAACUCUGCUUUGGAUGCCAUACGAAAGAGAGGCAUCUUCCACAUAGCAUUCUCUGGUGGUGCAGGUCCACUUGUCUUAUUCUCAAAACUGGCAACAGUGCCUUAUUUGUUUCCUUGGAAGCAAAUUCAUAUAUGGAUGGUGGAUGAGAGAUGUGUGUCUAGUAAUCACACUGAAUAUAAUUUUCACAAUUUGGAUGAACGCCUGCUUCGUUUUAUUGACAUUCCAAUGAGUAACAUUCACCCUAUGCCAACUUAUCUCUUCACAGAUAUAUGCAACCCUGAUGAUUUGGGCAGCAAGUUGUAUGAAAACCAUAUGCAAAAACUCAUCAGUAAUCAAAGGCUGGACUUUAUAGUCCUUGGUGUAGGAAUGGAUGGUCACACUGCAUCAUUAUUCAGAGGCCAAAAUUCUUUGAAAGAAAGGACAAGACUGGUUGUCUUAACACCAGGUCGUGAAGGGGACAGUAUUAAACAAAGAAUGACUCUUACUUUUCCAGCCAUCAAUAAGGCUAGAGAAAUUGCUGUGUUUGUACUUGGUUCUCACAAACACGAAGUACUCAAGGUAAUUAGUAAUGAUGAAACCAACGCUGACAAAUGGCCAAUAACUGGCGUCAAUCCCGAUCAGGGUACUAUGACCUGGUACAUCGAUCACGAUGCAUUAUUUGGAAAAUCUUUGUCAUAAUCAUUUAUCAUCUUCUCCCGAUAUAUUCUUGUUCUUAUUUGUCUCAGAAUCUUAAAUGUCUUUUAUAACCCAACCUCAAAUAUAGGUCAUCAUGAUCAUCACAAAAAUGAAUAAUUAUGAUUAAUUACUGCUGGACUAAAUGACCAACAUGUAUGCUGUUAAAUGACCAACAUUGUGAUUUUCAACCUCUUGAUUAAUUAUUUUAAUAAAAGUCUGGCAAUA
Messenger RNA from Lingula anatina, 2827 nucleotides. Its product is annotated as GDH/6PGL endoplasmic bifunctional protein. Gene Ontology annotation, biological process: glucose metabolic process; pentose-phosphate shunt, oxidative branch; pentose-phosphate shunt. Lineage: Eukaryota; Metazoa; Brachiopoda; Lingulata; Lingulida; Lingulidae. Gene Ontology annotation, cellular component: endoplasmic reticulum. The record is from RefSeq and is a predicted model, not a curated record. Gene Ontology annotation, molecular function: NADP binding; glucose-6-phosphate dehydrogenase activity; 6-phosphogluconolactonase activity.